Messenger RNA from Acytostelium subglobosum LB1, 1245 nucleotides. RefSeq lists its product as hypothetical. The transcript has a single exon. Lineage: Eukaryota; Evosea; Eumycetozoa; Acytosteliales; Acytosteliaceae. The record is from RefSeq and is a predicted model, not a curated record. The annotation marks the transcript as partial.
GGCGCCAUACCCUCAUCGGUGACCUCGUUGCACUUGGGCAACCAAUUCAAUCAACCAAUCACUCAAAGGACAAUACCCUCCUCGGUCACCAAGUUGUGGUUGGGCGAUUCAUUCAAUCAAGUUCUUAAGAAAGGCAGUCUUCCACCAUCAAUAACAUACUUGGACAUUGGUGCAUCAUAUAGCAAGCCUCUUCAAGUUGGAUGUCUUCCACCUAAAUUGGAAGAAUUUCUAUUGUUACCAAGCACUACUUGUAAUCAUGCCAUUCCACUUGGGCUCCUCCCACCAACUGUGACCAAACUAUUUAUGAACAACAACACUGGUUCACUUCCCCUUGGCGUGAUUCCUAACUCAGUGAAGACGUUAUUCUUGCGAUUCUUGACUGAUGUCCGCGCAUCUUCAGUUCAUCUUCCAUCAUCCAUUACUGAUCUCCGGUUGAUAUAUCGCGAGGGGUAUACUGGAGUACAAGAAUGGAUUACCAUUCCACCAUCAGUGAGGACUUUGAAUAUUAUUAUUCAUCAAAAAAUAUCACCUGGAUCAAUCCCAUCAUCAGUUACCAUGCUUGGGCUUCCUUGCAUUUUCAAUUCAGCGAUCGCUCCCAACACCUUCCCCGACUCAGUAACAAUUCUGAAAUUCGGAGAGCUCUUCAACCAACCUCUGAAGCCAGGUGCAUUACCAUCAAAGAUCAAAAAACUAUCAUUUAGAAAUACACGUGCAUUCAAUCAGUUGUUGACACCAAAGAAUGUACCAGCAUCGAUCUCAAGCUUGACUGUUUGGCAAGCCAGAAGCAAGCCUCUUCGACACAUUGGAGAAUUGAUCAAUUCCACAAAUAUCUUUACACUCAAGAUCAUAUCGCAUCUGGUACAAUGUCCAAUUGUAUCAGACAUCAAUAAUCAUCAAACAAUCAAUCUAACUUGGAAGCUUGGAUAUGUUAGAAUAGUAUUUCCACCUGUGAGGACUUCCAAAUUCGAUGAUGAUGUCGAUGAUGAUGACCUUUAUGAGGAUCCAUGUCUACAACAACCAUCACCCAAAUACUUUUUGGAUACAUACAGGGCAUAUGACCUAUGUUACUAUCUCGACAUGGCAGAGAAUGUCACAUUUGAAUUCAGGAUCUCACCCAGUAAUGAGUAUAGAAUCGAUUGUAAACAAAUAGAUACUCAAACAGUAUUAGUAUAUUGUUUCCAGACUUCAUUCUUUGGAUUCAUUUCAAUAACAAGUCUCAAGAAUAGAAUGAGACAUCUCAUUAUU